Molecule: messenger RNA, 190 nt
Organism: Sphaeroforma arctica JP610
Lineage: Eukaryota; Ichthyosporea; Ichthyophonida
Exons: 1
Biological process (GO): peptidyl-arginine methylation
Molecular function (GO): protein-arginine N-methyltransferase activity
Source: RefSeq, a predicted model, not a curated record
GUACGAAAUUGACUUCCUUACAUGUUCGGAAGAGGAUCUGUUUGAGAUUAAGAUGCCCAUACACCUCAAGCACGACAAACCCGCUACAAUCCACGGUAUCGCGUACUGGUUUGAUGUCAUAUUCGACGGCUCUCACAAACCCACAUGGCUGAGUACCGCCCCGUACUCUCCUCUUACGCAUUGGUAUCAG